Hermetia illucens (black soldier fly) is the source of this 1085-nucleotide messenger RNA. It is a transcript of the gene Fer3HCH, whose product is annotated as soma ferritin. The coding region runs from base 141 to 815 and encodes 224 amino acids. Gene Ontology annotation, biological process: intracellular iron ion homeostasis; iron ion transport. The record is from RefSeq and is a predicted model, not a curated record. Gene Ontology annotation, cellular component: cytoplasm. Gene Ontology annotation, molecular function: ferrous iron binding; ferric iron binding. Lineage: Eukaryota; Metazoa; Arthropoda; Insecta; Diptera; Stratiomyidae. The transcript is spliced from 4 exons.
CCGUUUUCAAUUCGCCGUGCGUCCGUCCAAUUCCAAAUCUAAUGCGCAUUUUGUUGUUUCGUUUUUCUCUGUGACAUAACACAAAAUUUGCCUUUUCUAAUUUUCUUAAAUUUCCAAAAGUGAUUUUUCCCACUUCCUAGAUGACUCUAACUCAGGCAAUGCGGAGGUUUAGUGUCACCGCAUUACAAAUACCCAUCCGAAGGUUUGCAUAUUUUUCGGCACCCACGAAGAAGCGCAGUUCCGGCUUGAAUCCGCGUCUUGUACGACUUCCGCUCUCGAUCGCCUCCCUAAUGAGUUCCCUGGCUCGGCAGAGGUUCCCGCAGGAGUGCGAGGAGGCCAUCAACCGUCAAAUUAACAUGGAACUCUACGCCAGUUAUGUUUAUUUGUCGAUGGCUUACCAUUUCGAUCGAGAUGACGUCGCCCUGCCUGGCAUGCAUUGGUACUUCAAGAAGGCCUCCGACGAGGAACGCGAGCAUGCUAUGAAGUUCAUGAAGUAUUUGAACAAAAGGGGCGGAAAGAUCGUCCUCGAAGAUAUAAAACGGCCAGAAGUGCGUGAAUGGAGUACGGCCGAGGAUGCUAUGUGCGCCGCGCUGGAUUUGGAAAAGAAAGUCAAUGAGAGUCUCCUCGAGAUUCAUGCAAUAGCCAGCGAUCUCAAGGAUGCCAAUUUUUGCGACUUCUUGGAAACGGAGUUCCUCCAAGAACAAGUCGAUGCCAUCAAAGAAAUCUCGGACCACGUGACCAAUUUGAAGCGUGUCGGGGAAGGUCUCGGCGUCUACAUGUUCGAUAAGCACAUCAAGGACUCCGCUGAUCAUUAGUUUUAAAUUUUCUGUUCUCACGGUGAGCACCGAGCACAAAUAAAAUGUCACCGGAUGUUUUUUGGAAUGUUUGCCAACCCCAGAGAGCUGGCUCAACUGAAAAGUCUGCUAUGAAAAUUGUGAUGUAGUAACAAUAAUAAAUUUUUAUGUCGACUUCAAUUAUUUUGCACCGGAAGCAAAGGAUAUUUCGUGAACCUUGCAAUUGUAUGUGAUCCAUAGAAACUAGGAUGUCGCCUAACAGUUAAUAAAUUCAUUAUGUGCAUUUAAAUU